AUUCGGCACGUGCCGGGUGCAAAAGCGCAUCCUUCUAUCUGGAAUGUGAAUUCGGACGGCCCGGUUGCUCGUUCCCCCGUUCCCCCUUCUCUCCCGGAGCGAUCGCGAGGCAGAGGAGAAGGAGAAGGAGGACGAGGAUUUGUGGGUUUUGGGUUUUGGGAUUUGGGGGCGUAGAAUCGAAGAGCGAGGCGAAGCGAGGGGGAGACGAGGGCGAGAUGGGGUUUGUCAGUGCGGUGGUGGGGGGUGCGCCUGUGGUGCUGGGGCAGGGAGCAGCGAGGAGAUCGCUGGCUGGAGCCGCAUUGCGCAAGGAGGAGAGGAAGACGGCGAGGGUGAGCAAUGGGAGGAGCAGAGCCGUGCGCAUUUGCGCCGUGCAGGCGCCCGAGGCACCAUCGCAGACGGUGGAUAGUCCCGUGGGCGGCGAGACGAUUCUGAACAAGUUCAGCUCGAGAGUCACUCAGCCCAAGUCGCAGGGCGCGUCGCAGGCCAUCUUGUAUGGAGUCGGAUUGACCAAGGAUGAUAUGGAUAAGCCCCAGGUCGGCAUUUCCUCCGUGUGGUACGAGGGCAAUACCUGCAAUAUGCAUCUGCUGAAACUGUCCGAGGCCGUGAAAGAGGGCGUGCGGGAAGCCGGAAUGGUGGGAUUCCGCUUCAACACGGUCGGUGUCAGCGAUGCCAUUUCCAUGGGAACCGAGGGCAUGUGCUACAGUCUGCAGUCCCGAGAUCUCAUUGCCGACAGCAUCGAGACCGUGAUGGCUGGCCAGUGGUACGAUGGCAACAUUUCACUGCCGGGUUGUGACAAAAAUAUGCCAGGUACUGUCAUCGCUAUGGGACGGUUGAAUAGACCCAGCAUUAUGGUUUAUGGAGGAACCAUCAAGCCAGGAAUUGUGGGAGAGAAGAGCUACGAUAUUAUCUCAGCUUUCCAGACUUACGGAGAGUAUGUUGCCGGGACGUUGGAGGAGGAGGAAAGGAUGAGCGUCCUGAAGAAUGCAUGUCCAGGUGCAGGAGCUUGUGGUGGGAUGUAUACAGCAAAUACUAUGGCCAGUGCCAUCGAAGCUCUCGGCAUGAGUCUCCCAUACAGUUCCUCCAUUCCUGCUGAAGAUCCUCUGAAGAUUGAGGAGUGCAAAUUGGCGGGCAAGUAUCUUUUGGAGCUUUUGAAGAAAGACAUCAAACCGCGUGACAUUAUUACCAGGGCAGCUUUGGAGAAUGCCAUGGUGAUUGUCAUCGCCCUUGGUGGCUCCACAAAUGCCGUCUUGCACCUCAUGGCCAUUGCCAGGUCUGUUGGCUUGAACUUGACUCUGGACGACUUCCAAAGUGUUAGCGACAGAGUACCUUUCCUCGCGGAUUUGAAGCCAAGUGGCAAAUAUGUUAUGGAGGACCUUCACAAGGUUGGAGGCGUUCCAGCUGUAUUGAAAUACCUGUUGGAGAAGGGCUUUAUUGAUGGUAGCUGUCUUACAGUAACUGGAAAGACACUAGCUGAAAACCUUGAGAGUUGCCCACCUCUAUCAGACGGGCAGAAAGUUUUCAUGCCCCUUGAAACUCCAAUGAAGAAGACUGGUCACAUUCAAAUUCUUUAUGGUAAUGUUGCGCCACAAGGGAGCGUUGCGAAGAUCACUGGGAAGGAAGGACUAUAUUUCUCUGGGCCUGCUAGAGUAUUUGAUGGAGAAGAAGCCAUGUUGGCUGCACUUUCCAAGAACCCGCAGAGCUUCAAGGGUACGGUUAUCAUUAUCAAAGGAGAAGGCCCCAAGGGUGGUCCAGGAAUGCCAGAGAUGCUCACACCGACCAGUGCAAUCAUGGGUGCCGGUCUUGGCAAGGAUGUCGCUCUCCUAACCGAUGGAAGAUUUUCCGGUGGAUCUCACGGAUUUGUGGUUGGUCACAUUUGUCCUGAAGCACAGGUCGGGGGACCUAUUGGUCUGGUACGAGAUGGUGAUUUGAUCACCAUGGAUAUAGAGAAGCGGAGUAUCAACUGUGAUAUUUCAGAUGCCGAAAUGGAACGAAGGCGUCAAGAGUGGGUGGCACCACCUCUUAAGGCAACAAGGGGCACACUGUACAAGUACAUUAAGACGGUGAAAUCAGCUUCAGAAGGAUGUGUAACGGACGAAUAGAAUCGAAGGAAUUAAAAUUGUAACGAAUCUUAAAUAUGUUGGUGACAAGCUUUUGGUCCACACCAGUUUUGUUUGGUGCUCAAGGAGGGCAAGUCGUAUACUCAUUCCACUGUUCGAGAUGAAUCACGGGAGCUUGUGGUGACGAGCAGUUGCUCCAAGCUACUAUCGAAAUUCAGAUUUUGACCUUGUCACUAGUGACAGUGAGAGUUAGAGUAAGUUCGUACACCUCGUUUUAGUUGUGGGAUGAAAGCCAAUUCUUUGGUGUAGUUGAAGAGUUAUACUACCCUUUUAAUAAAAUCGGCAUUCUCUUGGGGAAAUUACUCCUGA
Marchantia polymorpha subsp. ruderalis is the source of this 2426-nucleotide messenger RNA. The record is from the annotation of a GenBank genome assembly. Lineage: Eukaryota; Viridiplantae; Streptophyta; Marchantiopsida; Marchantiales; Marchantiaceae.